Messenger RNA from Setaria italica (foxtail millet), 1000 nucleotides. Its product is annotated as NDR1/HIN1-like protein 13. The record is from RefSeq and is a predicted model, not a curated record. The transcript has a single exon. The coding region runs from base 1 to 816 and encodes 271 amino acids. Gene Ontology annotation, cellular component: plasma membrane. Lineage: Eukaryota; Viridiplantae; Streptophyta; Magnoliopsida; Poales; Poaceae.
AUGGCGGAGAGGGCCCUCCCACCGGCGGUCCCGGCGUCGCCCGAGCCGACCUCCUCCGCGGUCUCCACCGCGUUCGGCUCGCCGCUCGAACCCGCCGCCGCCGCCGCCGCGGCGACCACGCCCGCGCACGACAUGUACGUCGUCCGGGUCCAGAAGGACCAGAUAUACCGCGUCCCGCCCCCCGAGAACGCGUACCUCGCCGAGCGCUACCGGAACGCGCGCGGCGGCGGCGAGGCGAAGAAGAAGCAGGAUGGGCCCGCGUGCUCCCCGUGCGUGGCGCGCACGCUCGGCGCGGUUCUCGCGGCCGCCGUGCUGCUGGGCGCCGCCGUCCUGAUCUCCCUCGUCGUGCUGCGGCCGGGCGUCCCGAGCUUCUCCGUCGACAGGCUCACCGUGCGCCGCGAGUCCCGGCCGCCGCGCGCGGACUACGACUUCUUCCUCACGGCGGUGAACCCGAACAAGAUGACGGCGCUGUGGUACAGGAGCGGGUCGGCGAGGCUGCUCCACCACGGGACGACGCUCGCCGCUGGCAACAUCGGGCAGCCGGCGGACGGCGGCGAGGACGCAACGGACUUCAGCAUGGUGCUGCGCGGGGCGCCGCACGACGGCGACACGCCCAAGGCCGUGGACAAGGCGCUCGGCGGGUCCAAGGACCACCUCGCGCUCCGGCUCACCGUGAUGGUCACCGUGCAGGUGCACGUCGGCGCGCUCGGGUUCGGGCAGAGGAGGCUGGCGGUGGGAUGCGACAUCGGCGCCGCCGGGCUGAGGGAGGACGUGCACAUUUCGUCGCAGAGCUGCAAGAGCAGCUUCAUCACCUGACAAUUUUGUGUGGGCGCUUGCGCGAUGCAAUCGUGGGAACUGACGGCGCGGUCGUGGCGGCGUAUGAAAGCGAACGGGGAGUAAGAUCGUGCUCGCGCCUUUUGUGUGUAAAAUGCUGUGAAAUUCUUUAGACACUUAUAUGUAUGUAAAUUGUAAAUUGUGACGAACUGAUCAUGGCGUUGGA